This is a messenger RNA of Branchiostoma floridae (Florida lancelet), 2098 nucleotides long. RefSeq names its product tripartite motif-containing protein 2-like. The transcript has 11 exons. The coding region runs from base 220 to 2058 and encodes 612 amino acids. Gene Ontology annotation, biological process: negative regulation of translation; protein polyubiquitination; proteasome-mediated ubiquitin-dependent protein catabolic process. The record is from RefSeq and is a predicted model, not a curated record. NCBI's taxonomy places the organism in Eukaryota, Metazoa, Chordata, Leptocardii, Amphioxiformes, Branchiostomatidae. Gene Ontology annotation, molecular function: protein binding; translation repressor activity; zinc ion binding.
UUUAACAAUUGUUACGUUAUAACUGUCAGGUCACUCGUUUUUUCUGUGCUCGUAACGUCUAUAGCCAUCUAAUCGUUCAUUUAAUGCUUCAUUGUGUGUAUUGUAAAGGCUACUGGUACUAUUCAGGUGAAGGCUUGUGUGUUGGUGACUAGACAGUAUAGUAUAUUUCUAUACGUUAUAUUAUAGUGUGGACCACUUUUUCGGAGUCAGAGUCCGAACAUGGCGCGCUCGCCCAAAGGUUCGCCUCAGGAAUCCAAGAUGGCGGCCCUGACUGCCCCCUCUCCCACCGGCACGUCCACCGUUCUCAACAAGAUCAGUGAUGAGAUGAUCGUGUGUAACAUUUGCUUUGAGACGUACAACCGGCCCAAGGUGCUACCUUGUCUUCACACUUUCUGUAUGGAUUGUCUGGCAAGGCUGACAGCCAGUAAGACGGCCAAGAGUCCAAAAGGAAAGCUGACGUGCCCGAUGUGUCGGGAGGAAACGCCCCUGCCCAAGAACGGAGUGAAGGGUCUGAGGGACAACUUCUUCGUCUCCAACCUGUGUCAGAUCCUACACGCCGAGAGGGAGCGCACACGGAACGCCCCGCGACCCAGGUCACCUGCCCCGCCCAGGAGAGAGAAAAAGGAGGUAACCUGUGGGACGCACGAUGGAGAAGUCAUCAAGUACUUUUGCGACAAAUGUGAGGUGCCGAUUUGCGGCGACUGUUUCGUCAUGGAACACAACGGCCAUACCGUCUCCAAACUCAAGGACGCGGCCAGUAAGUACUGUGAGCGGAUCAGGGAGCGGGUGGGGGAAUGUCGGGAGCGCGCCAAGCCUCUACAGCAAGCCGUCAGCCUAUUGGUGGCCAUGGAGAACGAACUGAAGCAGAACAAAGAGACAACAAAAGAAGAGAUCCACCAGCACGCAGAGAUGCUGAUAGAAGCCAUCCAGCAGAACGAGGAGGAGAUGGUGUCUGCCGUGGAGGCGAUCUACAACGAUAGGAAGGACUCCCUGGCCAAUCAGCGGGGAGAGAUGCAGGCAGGUCUGCACAAACUGGAGGAAUGCAUGCAGGCUGCUGAAGAAGCCCUGGAGAAAGACUCUGAUGUUGAGAAGCUGUCCCAGUGGUCCAUCCUGGAGAACUCCAUCUCAGAGGCCGGGGACCUGCUGCCCACUCAGGGCCCGGAUGUCAACACCUGUGUCAAGUUCUCAGCCGAGCAUUUACAUGAGAAUUUCCGGCUGGGCGUGCUGAUCACAGAGUCCGUGUUCCAGUUCGGAGCGAAGGGAACCAAGGACGGGGAGUUCGACUCGCCCUUCCGGGUAGUCACCAACAGUCAGGGGGAGAUCCUGGUGGCGGAUAACGGGAACAAACGGUUACAGAUGUUUGACAGUAAAGGCACGUUUAAGUGGAAAUCUGAGAAAGAGGAAGGAGACAAGUUCCUGAAGCCCGUAGACGUGGCCGUGACGCCUGAUGGGAACAUCUACAUUACAGACGUGGCCAACAAGUGUGUCAAGAAGUUCGACCCUAAGGGAGAAGUCAUCAGCAAAUUCGGAAAUGACGUCCUAGACAUCCCAUCGGGCAUUGCAUACGACGCACGUACUGAUCACGUAUUGGUGACAGACGCAGGUAAGAACCGGAUCACCAUCCACUCGUCUGACGGAGAGCUGCUGCACCACUUCGGGUCGACAGGGGACGACGACUCCAACUUUAACAGGCCGAUAUUCGUGGCCGUCAAUUCGCACUCGGACAUCAUCGUGUCGGACUACAAGAACCACUGCGUCAAGGUGUUUGACUCGGAGGGACUGUUCCUGUUCAAGUUCGGCGGCGAGGUUGGCGCGGACGCGGACCGGGGGAAACACGGCAUGCCGGCGGGGCUGUGCGUGGAUCCGCGGGACAACAUCAUCGUGGCGGACAUCCACAACGGGCGGGUGGAUCUGUUCCGGCCGGACGGGUCGUUCCUGCGGCACAUCGCCACGGCCUCGGACGGGCUGCUGUCCCCGUACGGCGUCGCCAUGACACCUGACGGCAGGGUCGUGGUUACAGACGUGUCAGAUUGCGCAAUCAAAAUCUACAAGUACUGAUUCAGAAACUUUGUGUGAUGUAUAUCCUCCUUUGCAGACU